AUGAAGUUUCUGGGGCAUCUUUCGUUAGGUCUGCUCGGCUUCUAUUCGCUUGUGAAUGCGUUCAAUGGCAAUAUAAAACAUGUUUCUUCCCGAGACACAGGUGCAAACUCAAGCUCGGCGCUCGUGGACUUUCAAGUUUAUAAACCAGUUGAAUUUGACCCCGCAAGUAAAGGGUGCAGUCAGGUCCUUCUUUUGAUGGACCAUGAGUUUGCGUACAGUUAUGGAAAACCUUAUAUUGGAAAUUAUGUACCGCCUAAGUGCGACUUCGAUACUGUGCGGAUCAAUCUCACCGUCACAUCACAAGGGCGCCAAUUCGAUCGGCUCGCACUGAUGUAUUUGAACGACACGGAGGUAUUCCGUACUUCCACAGCAGAACCAACUACGAAUGGAAUUAUUUGGACCUAUAUUAAGGAAAUGUCGCAGUACCUUGUGUUGUGGAAGAGUCCCCAAAAGAUCAUCUUUGAUCUGGGCAAUUUGAUCGACAGCACAUACACCGGCCCAUUCAACGUGACCCUGACAGCAUCAUUUACCAAAGAAAACAACGGACGAGUGGCCGACGUUAUUCUUCCAAUAUCAUCUCGCCAAUCAGCGAAAAACGGUACAAGCGCAUUCACCGUCCCUCCCGAUAACGCUACAGUGAGCCUCAGCUUUCCGAAAAACGCGCAAAGAGCAGUUGUCUCGAUCUCGGCAUGCGGUCAAAUUGGUGAAGAAUUCUGGUGGUCUAAUGUUCUGUCUCAGGACGUUUGGGAUUUCAACUCUACAGUCGGCCAGUUGUAUGGGUAUUCUCCAUUUCGUGAGAUACAGCUUUUGAUUGAUGGGAAACUUGCUGGUGUUGUAUGGCCGUUCCCUGUUAUUUUUACAGGAGGAGUUGCUCCCGGUUUCUGGCGACCCAUCGUGGGCAUUGAUACCUUUGAUCUACGCGAACCAGAGAUUGAUAUCUCUCCAUUCUUGCCACUCUUGACUGAUGGCAAACCCCACACGUUCCAGAUUAAGAUCGUUGGUCUCAAUACCCCUUCUGAAGAUGACAUCAGCAUUUCCGAUACGGUGGGCUCGUACUGGGUUGUAACAGGGAAAGCCUUUAUUUACCUUGAUGAUGGCGAAAACUACAACAAACCACCAUCAGGAGUCCCUCCAACAAUCGAAACCCCGGAUCCUCGGUUUGGUUUCACUCGCAACUUAGUUUAUAACGCGACAAGUGGCCAAAACGAAACCUUGUCUUAUUCGGUCACAGUCCAUCGGGUCCUGAAGAUCACAUCUGGCCAAAACACAUGGACACAGAGUUUGUCAUAUUCUAACGACGGUUUUUUCAACCAAGACGGUCUCAGCCAAAGAAACAUUCAAAACACAACAGGGCUCUCAAUAUCAUCUGGCAUUGGACUAGAUGGGAAAUUCGCCGAGUAUUAUACGGCUUUCAGCUAUCCAAUCGAUGUAAAUACCACCUACGGCGUCGGAGCAAAUUAUACCACUAUUGACGCGAUCAUGGACCGCGGGCUGGAAAUAUCGUCCACUGGCGCCCUUGGUAUAUCCACUUAUACGCUUGUUUCUGGACCGAUGGACUUGCAAACACGCCAAUGGGGUGACGCUCACUACUAUGGUGUUACCGGUGGGCCUUCGUACUCUUCUGGCGACACAUCAGAUGAAUUUCACGAGACGUCUGACGGGUCGACUUUCAGCACCUAUGUGCAUGCUAUCAACGGUACAGUCGUGUCAGGUAAUGGACCUGCAAACUCUCCGUCGCUGAUCGUGCAGGGCAAUCAGUAUCCCUCGGGUGGACGGCCUAGCAUUAGGAGUAUUAUUGGACGCGGCCCAGACAAUUGA
Molecule: messenger RNA, 1818 nt
Organism: Talaromyces proteolyticus
Lineage: Eukaryota; Fungi; Ascomycota; Eurotiomycetes; Eurotiales; Trichocomaceae
Product: peptide N-acetyl-beta-D-glucosaminyl asparaginase amidase A-domain-containing protein
Exons: 2
Coding region: 1-1818 (605 amino acids)
Source: RefSeq, a predicted model, not a curated record